Messenger RNA from Paramuricea clavata, 1529 nucleotides. The record is from the annotation of a GenBank genome assembly. Lineage: Eukaryota; Metazoa; Cnidaria; Anthozoa; Malacalcyonacea; Plexauridae.
AUGAAAAUCGACAGUCAACAGGCCAAAAAAAGGAAAGUAGAGGAAUGCAUCACAAUGCCUGAAGGAGAAACAGAAGAGACAUGUAAAGAACAUAUAGAAGCUCUUAAAAAAGAAAUGGCUCGCAAAACCAAUAGGAAUAUGGCAGUGGUUAAAGAGCUGAUGGCAUUAACAUUUGCAUGCAGGCGGACAGCAUUUUUGAAAGGAACAAUGUCUGUUGGCGAAUGUUUGGAAAGCUACCCAGCAUUGAAGCUACCAUCACCAGUAAGUUGUUCAAGUUUAAAAUUCUACAAAAUUGGCACAAAGUUAUUUUAUGACACGUAUUUAACUCUUAUACUGAGGGACGCCGGAACAGGAGGGACAGCUGUCCCCCUUGCCUUUUAAUGGGGGGGGGGGUGCAGGGGUGCCCUUUCAAUAUUGGGGAGAUAUUUUCUUUGUGAAGCCUUAUUAUUGUCAGCGGUUUUUAGGAUUUUCUCUUGGGUCCGUUUUUGCAGAGAGGAUUGAGUUUAGCUGACCAGCUGGGGGUGUGGUGCAGCUGCGGGAGACUGACACGUGUACACAAUAAGUGUAGUUGAGACGCAAUAUGUUAAAGCAGACAUUAUAAACUGGUUGAAUAUGGCAAAUGCAUUGUUUUUCUUGUGUUGUGAAUUGAAUUCCAGCCAUUUUUGCUUGAUUGUCGGGUUUCCACACGUCACGAAUUUAGCUCAGACAACUUCAUUUUUACUGCACUGAAUCUUUUGGUGAGAAAAUUGAGUUUCAAAACUCAAUUCAAGAUUGAGAUUUUGGGGCCAUUUUAGGGUCGUAAAAAAUCCCUGAAAAAACCCCUUGAUUGUCCGAAUGUGGGCUUGGCUUCUUAGGUGUCUUUAGCUUCCAUUUCCAACAAAUCAAUUAAGCAAUACAUGGCUUAGAAGCUUGGUACAAUUAUAUUUGUCUGGAAUUUUAAAAUGGUGAGAUUUAAUAUUUCUUUUCAAACAUUGAUUUUAUGCGAGAACAAAAACUGUCAGUGGUAACACUGGCAAGAAAUAUGCAUGUCGUUCUGUCAGGUUUUCAAUACUAAGCUAUCAAUAAAGAUAAGUGCUGAGAAUGUGCCCUUCGCCAAAAAUUCACCCGGCCCCCUUGCCUUAAUUUCUAUCAUUCUGGCGUCCUUGCUUAUUCUAAGUUCUGUAUUUCCUAGUCGCCUUGGCUUAAUUAGCCAGAUGAUUCUAACAAAUAUCUAUUUCAGCUAAUGCUGUGAGCAGCAAUUAGAAGAUCUGUCUGAAUGUAUCAUACAGUGUGCAUUAUUAAGCAACUUCUAGCUUAUUGCUUAUGUUUAUUCAACUAAGGUGAAAGAAGAAUUUGGUCGCAUAAUGGGAAAGCCAAACCCAGUAAAGUGUAUGGCCAAUACAUUUAAAGAAGUGUGGGUGCAGAAAAUUCUUAAGUAUGGUUUGACGCAAACAGUGGGGAAUUCAAUAAAGGCUUCAAUUGACGAGGCCGGUCAAGAUAAUCCAAACAAGAAAAGUGGUAAUAUAAUGAUAUAUGAUAUCAAUUUGUAG